Triplophysa dalaica is the source of this 1585-nucleotide messenger RNA. RefSeq names its product katanin p80 subunit B-like 1 (gene katnbl1). The transcript has 10 exons. Gene Ontology annotation, molecular function: microtubule binding. The record is from RefSeq and is a predicted model, not a curated record. The coding region runs from base 151 to 1074 and encodes 307 amino acids. Gene Ontology annotation, cellular component: nucleolus. Lineage: Eukaryota; Metazoa; Chordata; Actinopteri; Cypriniformes; Nemacheilidae.
CUGCAUUUCAACUUUGUAUUUGUUUGAAUGGUCCUUCCUUCCAUCUGAAACCCACUCAGAUUCCAUUUCUUCCUGGUUUGGAAAACGUUGGAUAUAUAACGUGCCAUAGGAUGCGUAGACAACUUCACAAAAUGCUAUGAUUCUCUUACUAUGGCCACUGGAAGUCAUGUUGGAAGUAAUGCAGAAAUCCACAGGCUCAAACAGGCCAAGCCUCAUGAUUUUUUCAAACAUAUGGUUUAUUCUGGAGAUGAGAAGAACAUGAGGGAGGUGGAUUAUUUACUUAAGGACGAAACUGAUCAAGAGAGAUUUCCAGUGGGCCGUUGUGUUCACAAAUACAGUAAAGCGAGACGAGUGGUGGUUAGCAAAAAGAAAACACGUCACUGCGGGGUGGGAUUGGGAGCAUGUCGGAGAUCACCCACCACGGGCAGGACGUCUGACAUGGCAAACAAAGAGAAUGAACUGACCUGCUCUAGUGACGUGCAGGCUAUUCUUUACAGUGAUAACUGUGGGUUCACUGUGAACUCAACAGAGACCUCAAAAAUGGCAGGAGCUGGCUCCAAAUACAGUGAUUGUUUUACUGAGUUAUCAAAGGACCAUGAAGCAAUGACUCAUGUACUCUUUGGAAGGAAUCUCAGACUUAAUGUUGCUUUGACUCUUUGGCGAAAAAAUGCAAGUGAACUUGUGGCAUACUUGAACAGAAUACAAGACAUGGGUGUGCUUGUUGACUGUUUGCCUGUACUUACUAAAAGUCUUCAGGAAGAGAAGUCGUGCAUUUCUAUUGGCUGUUGUGUUGACCUAUUACCACAAGUGAAAAUGAUUCUCAACACUCAAUAUGAAGAACACCUCAUUGUUGCUUUACACUGGGUUCAAUCUGUCAUUAAAAAGUGGUGGCCUGAGCUCUCCACAAAAAACAAAAGCGUGCAUGAUGGCAAUUCAAAUGACAGCAGGAAUGUUCAGGCGAUGAAAGCAUUGCUUGUUGAACUGUGGGUGGGAAAGAAUCACUUAAGAUCGGUCCCUGGAACAGUAGGAGAAACAGCAAAGGUCAUAGAAUCACACCUGUCACAAAUGCGCUGAUGUAUCAGUGUAGCACUCUAAGGAGAUAACCACUACAAACUCUUGGUGCAUUCUUUUAUGCUGUUCUUCUGAGCAGCAUGGCUAGUGGAUGUGAAAUGCAGUAGGCUGUGUUGUAGGCCUAAAUUGGGGAUAGAUGAACUGAACAAUUCAGACACUCCUGAUCUCAGCACUGGAGGAGGACGUCUUCCUGCAGGGCAUUAAUCACUGCUUCAUAUUGAAGUGGACUUGCUUAGGGGCACAUAAUCAACUCCAUGAGACUCUGGAAUCAGGCAACUCACUAAAGUGCCAAGCAGAGCUUUUAGCUGUUGCACUUGUUGUGUCAUGGUGUGGAUGUGAUUGCGUAUGUGUUCCUUUUUCAGAUGUUAUUCCAGUUAUGCACUUGAAUUGCAGGAGUUUUAAGUUAUUAGUAUUGUGUUGUCCAUUGCCUGAUCAUGAAUGCGAUAUUUGAGUGUAAUGUACAUAGUGAUUUGUUUCUUUUAAUCAACUUUCAAAUAAAUUUACAUAAUCGCCA